Pimephales promelas (fathead minnow) is the source of this 831-nucleotide messenger RNA. Lineage: Eukaryota; Metazoa; Chordata; Actinopteri; Cypriniformes; Leuciscidae. The record is from RefSeq and is a predicted model, not a curated record.
CCUAAACACACACUGACUGACACUCUUCUGAAUCAGAGAGAUAUUAAUAUUACCGCGCGCGCGACACACACAGACACAAAGUAACCGCCGCGCGCGAUCUGAUACAUCGUUCCAUUCAGGCGCGGAUUAGAACUCUUUGUUACACUGUGACGUUGCAGUGAUUGUGAUACAUUGUGUCUGAUGAAGAUGAUGAUGGAGCGCUGGAAGGGGAGAGUCGCGUUGGUCACCGGAGCGUCUGUCGGCAUCGGAGCGGCUGUCGCGCGCGUUCUCGUUCAGCACGGCAUGAAAGUGGUCGGUUGCGCGCGGAACGUGGACAAAAUCGAGAAGUUGGCAGCCGAGUGUCAGAGCGCCGGAUACAGCGGCACCCUGAUCCCGUAUAAGUGUGAUCUGUGCAACGAGGACGAGAUCCUCUCCAUGUUUUCCGCCAUUAAGACGUUGCAUCAGGGAGUGGACGUGUGUAUUAACAACGCUGGUCUGGCUCACAACGAACCACUGCUCAGCGGAAGCACUGAAGGGUGGAGGAAUAUGAUCGAUGUAAACGUCCUCGCUCUGGCCAUCUGCACACGUGAGGCCUACCAGUCCAUGAAGGAGAGAAACGUGGACGACGGACACAUCAUCAACAUCAACAGUAUGGGGGGUCACAGGAUGGUGCCCAGCGCUGACGAACACUUUUACUGCGCCACCAAAUAUGCUGUGACCGCCAUGACAGAAGGAUUGAGACAGGAGCUACGGGAGGCCAAAACACACAUACGAGCCACGGUGAGCAUACACACACACACACACUCACGCAUUCCACACACACAAACCAGGUCUUGACCCUCAAACAAGCCU